Messenger RNA from Drosophila albomicans, 9056 nucleotides. It is a transcript of the gene nAChRalpha1, whose product is annotated as acetylcholine receptor subunit alpha-like 1. Gene Ontology annotation, cellular component: neuron projection; postsynaptic membrane; synapse. Gene Ontology annotation, biological process: chemical synaptic transmission; nervous system process; monoatomic ion transmembrane transport. Lineage: Eukaryota; Metazoa; Arthropoda; Insecta; Diptera; Drosophilidae. The transcript is spliced from 10 exons. Bases 2066 to 3781 code for a protein of 571 amino acids. The record is from RefSeq and is a predicted model, not a curated record. Gene Ontology annotation, molecular function: transmembrane signaling receptor activity; acetylcholine-gated monoatomic cation-selective channel activity.
CAGCCAACAGUAGUUGCCUCAGAGCCCGCGGGUUGAAGAAAACGUACGCAUCGAGCGAGCCGAGUAGCGUCGCGUGUAAUCAAACAAAGAAAAGCAAGAGCAAAAAAAGAAGCAAAAAGAAUACAACCAAAAAAAAAAAAGAAAAAAGCAAAGAAAAUACAAAUUACAAAAUAGAAAAUAGAAUAUACAAAACACGAAAUACAAAUGAAAUCAAAACAAAAGCCAUCGCAAUAAUUGACUCAAGGCAAACGUUAGUAAAAAUUGUGUUCAAAAGCGGCAACAAAAAUAUGUUUUCCCAAUUGCCACGCAAAUGAGCAAACAAAUAUUUGAUUGUUCAACGUUGCCGCUGCUGCUACUGCUGCGACCACGACUGCGACUGCGAUUACUCCUGCUGCUGCUGCAAAGCAGCGAGUCUGAGUUCCAGUCCGAGUUCGAGUUUGAGUUUGAGUUCGAGUCUGUUACUGUGCCUGUGACUGUGCCAGAGACCUUCUUCUCAUCCUCGGGAGAUUUUCAUGCAAGGCGUGUGCUGCUGCAACAUCAACAGCGACAUCAACAACAACAACAACAGCAGCAACAACAGAAACAACAGCAACAAAAUCAACGCCAGCAACAACUACAACAGCAGCAAUUGUGUGUGUGUUCCUAUAAAUAUCGACAGCCACAUUCGUAUCUUGAAACAUGUGCGCGCUCGUGUGUGAGUGUUUGUUUAAUUGAAAAGUCAUCAGCGUCGCCAUCGUCAGAAUCGAGAACAAAUUGUUGGAAAAUGCAACUCAAUGCGGCCAACGAAAUCUCAGUAAACUAAAACGUCAAGUGCUGUCCAAUUCUCGUUUUCGUAAUCGCCACAAAACACAAUCGUCGUCGCUGUCGCCAAAUCGUCUGCCUCUCUUGCUAUCUCGCUGUCUCUCCGUCUACGCCGUGUGUUUUCCUUUUCGUGUUGACCGCUUGUCAGCAGGUCUCGAAUUUCAUUUCGUUUCCGGCCCCCGUAGGUAGGUCGCCAAGUCACCCAGUCGCCUGGGUCGCCUGCUCAGUCAGUCGGUCUGUCGGUCGGUCGGUCGAUUUCUCUGUCUGUCGGUCUUGUUGUUGUUACCUUUAUUUUAGUCUUUGCGACGCGUUGUUGGUGCUGUGUCUAUUGUUGUAGUUACGCCGUUUGUCUGCUAGACAUUUGUGCGCAAAAUUGAUGUCAGCAAAUCCAUGCCAACGUUCAAGACUGCAAAAAGGAAUUGUUUAAACCCUUCGACAACAUAGUGCUGCCAGCAACAACAGAUUAAAUAAUAAUAGCCACACAAACACACUCAACACACAUCCUCGUACGUGGAACGUAGAAUUUUGCCUCAAGCAACUUGGAAUUUAGAACAUGAUCAUGGAAUUGUCAUUAAUCAGACACUAGAUUAGCAAACCACCAACCACCAGUGACAGCCAGAGCAAUAGCCGCGGCGAGAGCAAUAAAAAGCCAGAGCAACAACAGCAAAAGCAACGGCAACAUCGAACGGCAUGUGGCAACAGCAGCACUGAAAGCGAUACUGAGAGAGAGAAGUAGCCAGUGAGCCAUUUGUGGUAGCGGUAGCAACGCCAACUGUUAAGACCUAACCCGUGAGCAGGUUGCGUGCUGCUGUAAAGCGGCACCAUUGCUGCCAUUAAAAUAGACGCCGCAGCGCAACAGCAACGCUGCCGUCGUCACAAUCAACGCCAGCGCCAACAUCAUCCACAUCAUCGCCAUCGCAGACGACGACGGCGCAUUCAAACAUUUCGCUUUGGCGUGUUGGGCGUGGACGUAGGCGUAGGCGUGGACGUGGGCGUAGGCGUGAGCGAAGGCAUUGCCAGCAAUUGCUUGACGAGAGACGACUGCAACAACAACAUCCCCAGUAACAGCAGCAUCAUCAACAACAACAACAGCCACACCAACAUCAACUACAACGACGACAGCAUUGCGAUAGCAGCAAUUUCUGCAACAGCAACAACGCAACAUCCCAAAUUCGAGCAUCAACGACGACGGCGGCAUUACGACGGCCUGUCACUUGUAGGCAAUGCAACGCUCUGCGCAGCAACGGGUUGGACCUGGCCUAAGAUGGGUAGCGUGCUAUUCGCAGCUGUAUUCAUAGCAUUACACUUUGCCACCGGCGGCCUGGCCAACCCAGAUGCCAAGCGUCUGUACGACGAUCUGCUGAGCAACUACAAUCGACUCAUACGACCCGUGGGCAAUAACUCGGAUCGUCUGACGGUCAAGAUGGGACUGCGGCUGUCACAGUUAAUCGAUGUGAAUUUAAAAAAUCAAAUUAUGACAACCAAUGUGUGGGUGGAGCAGGAAUGGAACGACUACAAAUUGAAAUGGAAUCCUGACGAUUAUGGUGGUGUUGAUACACUGCAUGUGCCCUCUGAGCACAUAUGGCUGCCGGAUAUUGUGCUGUAUAACAACGCCGAUGGCAACUAUGAAGUGACAAUAAUGACUAAAGCAAUUCUACACCACACGGGCAAAGUCGUUUGGAAGCCACCCGCCAUUUAUAAAUCGUUUUGCGAAAUUGAUGUCGAAUAUUUUCCAUUCGAUGAGCAGACAUGUUUCAUGAAGUUCGGCUCAUGGACAUACGAUGGUUACAUGGUUGACUUGCGGCAUCUGAAGCAAACUGCAGACUCGGACAACAUCGAGGUGGGCAUCGAUCUGCAGGAUUAUUAUAUAUCCGUCGAGUGGGAUAUUAUGCGAGUGCCCGCAGUGCGAAACGAAAAGUUCUACAGCUGCUGUGAAGAACCGUAUCUGGACAUUGUGUUCAAUCUGACGCUUAGGCGAAAGACGCUCUUCUACACGGUCAAUCUGAUCAUACCCUGUGUGGGCAUAUCGUUCCUCUCCGUGCUUGUCUUCUAUCUACCCAGUGAUUCCGGCGAGAAGAUCUCACUUUGUAUCAGUAUUUUGCUAUCGUUGACUGUGUUUUUUCUGCUGCUCGCCGAAAUUAUUCCGCCGACAUCGCUGACAGUGCCGCUGCUGGGGAAAUAUCUCCUCUUUACUAUGAUGCUCGUCACGCUGUCGGUUGUGGUAACCAUUGCGGUGCUCAAUGUUAACUUUAGAUCGCCAGUGACGCAUCGCAUGGCGCCUUGGGUGCAACGUGUCUUCAUACAAAUCCUGCCGAAGCUGCUCUGCAUAGAGCGGCCCAAAAAGGAGGAUCCCGAAGAGGAUCAGCCGCCCGAGGUGCUGACGGAUGUCUUUCAUUUGCCGCCGGACGUCGACAAAUUUGUCAACUACGACACAAAACGUUUCAGCGGUGACUAUGGCAUACCAGUUCUACCCGCCUCGCAUCGCUUCGACUUGGCGGCAGCGGGCGGUAUAGCCGCCCAUUGCUUUGGUGAUCCACCUCUGCCCUCCUCUCUGCCACUGCCAGGCGCUGACGAUGAUCUAUUUAGUCCAUCUGGUCUUAAUGGCGACAUCAGUCCCGGCUGUUGUCCAGCUGCCGCGGCCGCUGCAGCUGCUGCCGCCGCCGCCGAUCUCAGUCCCACAUUUGAGAGGCCCUAUGCCAGGGAAAUGGAGAAGACCAUCGAGGGCUCUCGCUUCAUAGCGCAGCAUGUGAAAAACAAAGAUAAAUUCGAAAGUGUGGAGGAAGAUUGGAAAUACGUAGCCAUGGUAUUGGAUCGUAUGUUUCUUUGGAUUUUCGCAAUCGCUUGCGUGGUCGGCACAGCGCUAAUUAUAUUGCAAGCGCCUAGUUUGUACGAUCAAUCGCAGCCGAUUGAUAUAUUAUAUUCGAAAAUUGCCAAAAAGAAAUUCGAACUGCUCAAAAUGGGCAGUGAAAACUCCUUAUAGCGACCACUUGGGUUCGCAGCGGGCUGGUGGAAUUUAAUCAUCAGCUCGUUGCGAGCCCUGUUCGCCGCCCGGGACGAUGAUCGUGGAUAAUAUACAAUGAGCAACACCAUGAGCAUAUCAUCAGCGUUAUACAACACUAACAGCAGCAGCAACAGCAUCAGCAGCGAUAGUGUCAAUACUAGUAAUUCCGAUAACAAUAACGAUAACGAAGUGAUAAGCAGCUCAUGGAGCCCAUUGUAAACAUUUGCGGAGCGAAGCGAACAUUGGAAACAUUAAACAUAAAAGCAAAACAAAAACUACGAUUAAUCAAGCAAGUGCAAGUUUUGGAGCAGUUGAUCAAAAUAUGUAUGUAAAGUAAUUCAAAACAAGUACUGUAGUGCUGCAUAACGUAAAAAUAAACGUUAAUAACUGUGUCGUCAACAAAAUCAACUAAUACAUAGGUGCGACAUGUUCAAAGGCUGGCAAAACCAGUUGAAGUGGAAAGCUUAGUUAGUAAUUUUUGAUAGAUGUCUGAUGAUUGUGUAGGUGUUGGGAUGGUUGUGCAGUGUUGCACAAUGUGGCAGCGCCAGUGUUGUAAAAAUAGUUUUUUUUGUAAGUUAUAUUGAAUUUUUGAGCGCCAAAAAGUUCCUUGUUGAUUUUAAGUUCUAAAGUUUCACAAAAUAGAACAACAACAAACACACAUAACAAAAAAUGUUUUAAAACGGCAUUUUAAAAUUAUUAACAAAAACCAAAUUGUAUUGACUGCAUGUGUUCAGUGUGUUUCAAUGUGUAUGUGAGAGUGUUACUUUGUAUGUGUGUGCGUGAAUGAAGUUAAUGUAAUCAAUUUUAAUUAUUUGUCUAUUUGUGCAUAUUUUUCUGAUUAUUUUAAGCAAACCACAAAAAAAAAACCGAAAGAAAACAAUUUGCAAAAUGCAUUGCAUAUUAUUAAAAAUAAAAAACAAACUGGUUUUAGCACUAGUUAUGCCUAAAUCAUAAGUAACUAAAUUAUAUGACAUCUAUACUUAAUUAAUACAUAAGUCUUAAUUAGUCUUAGCUAAGCUACAUACAUUUUAAGCAAAUUUAAAUAAUAUUAACAUUAACAUUAAUAUUACAAAACAAAUACCAAAAAGUUCGCCUCAAGGCAACUUGGUCAAAUGAAGCGCGAAAUUCUGAAAUAAAUUUAGUUAAAUGUUGGUAAACAAACAUCAAAUUUUUAAGCUCACACAUUUUUACUACAACAAAUACACACUCAUAUUACCAUUUGUAUAUCUAACAAGAGUAUAUAUGAAAACAUUAAUACAUAUAUAAAUACAAAAUAUUUAGAUAUUUAAAAAUCACAAAAGUCUAAACAAUUUAAUUAAGAACACUCACAAAAUAACAGCAAACAAAAACCUUAAAAAAAAUUCAACCAAAGUAAAUGGCUCAUUGUUAUAUUGUGGCGCUAUUCGUUUAUGUAAUUUUUAACAAGUUUAUUGAAGUAUAAAACAUAAAUUCAAUUAGCACUUAUCUCUGAUCAUCUGAACAAGUUUGUCAACAAAAACUCUAUCAGUUAAAAGCCAUUAAUCAAUGCUCAAACUAAGUGAUUAUCUAUAUUGUUGAUUGCAGAGAAAGUAUUUCCUUUUCUGUGAAACUCGUUUCUAACGUGCCAAAAGACUAUUAAUCAAUAUUAUUUGACUUCUUACAGGGUAUACCCACUUCGAAAUCUUCCCCACAAAAAAGAGAACUUUGCAUAUUAGCUGUUAAAACAUACUUACAGAAUUUUAGAUGCAAUGUGCAAGUAAUGUACUUAAACAAUAAAAAUUGUUUCUUAAGGGUUUUGAGCCAUUCUUAAAAUUUGAUUAUUUUUGAAUUGCGUGUGCCAUUCUGUUCUGACUGUUAAUUAAGCAUUUCGCAGAUCCAACGGUUCACUUGCAGUUUGAAAACUUUUUAAUAGCCUGCAGCUGAAGAGAGAAAAGGGAAAUUGGCACGCUGUUGGCCAUUUUAGAGGUCUGUGCUGUGGGCAAUUCAGGGAAAACACCUCAAAGUUAAACGACUUGGGCUAUCUAAAUGCACCACAAGGGUUUUCUUAAAUAUUUUCAUUUAAUUGAUUUUUAAAGUUUUGCCACUGUUACAGACAAGAAAACUAAAAAAAAAAUAAUUUUAAAAAUCGCGAAUACCACAGGGUGGCUGCAAGCGCCAUAGAGUAUGCAACAAAUUAAGUGAGGAAUGCAAUUCACAUUGCGCAUGUGUUUGUAUGGGUAAGGGAGAAUGCAAAUAUGAAAGUAUGUGUGUGUGCGUGUGUGUGUAAACAGUAAGCGAAUAAUAAACGAAAAAUAAACAUAAUUCGCACAACUUUCAUGCAAAUGCCAGAAAAGAGGAAAAACAUAAACUAAAUCUACCAAAACUAUUAGCAAGGAAUGCCGCGACAACUCUGCUCAGAGUUGUCAAGCUGUUGUGCUGUUUAUAAUUGCGAUGAUUGUUUUUGUUCUUUAUGCUGGUCCUCGGCUGUGUGUGUGUGUGUGUGUGUGUGUGUGUGUGUGUGUGUGAAGUGGCAAAAGUUUAAUUAAAAUUCCAAAUCGAAAAUAUUCAGCAUUUGCGAAUCUGAAUUAAUUAAAAUAGUUUGCCGAGACAUCAAAUGCACCAGAACAAAGGCACGACAGUGUUUAAAUUAUACAGACAUGGAUUAUUUAUUCUGUGAGUGGUACGUAGAUGAGUUAAAAUUGUUGUGCAACUCAUUUAUCCUGUGUCUAACAAGACACUUGAAAGUUGCUUCAACUAUGUGUGUGUCAAUUGCCUCUCAUUCAACAUUUUAAUAAUUUCAUAUAUUCAGUACCAAUUUAAUUGUAUUCUAUUGUUCUGAUUUGAAUAAAUUUAAAUAGAAAUACACAGAUUUUGUUUCGAGCUAUCAUAUGCAGUUUCCAUUGUCCAGAGGCUAUUUGUUUGGAAGUGCUAAAAGGAAUCAGUGUUAAUUGCAUAAACGAAUAGCGUAGCACACAAACAGAAUAACAAACACAAACACCCACGAAACCCACAAAAAUAAUAACAGCAAUAACGUGACAGUAACAGACACACAUUUGCACAUAAGUAUAAAACAAUAUUUAAAACGAAAAAAAUAAAUAAAUAGAAGCGCCAAUCUGGUGUAUUAAAAUGUAAAGUGCAUAAAAAUCAACAGUUAACAUUUUUUAAAUAUUUAGCUAUUAAAUUAACGUAAACUAAAUGUAAAAGAAAUAUCAUAAAAAAAAUUAUAAAUAAAACAAAAAAAUUGCUAAGCAUUUAAACACACGAAUACGAAUACAAAAAAACUAAUACCAAUAUGAAAACGAAAACAAAUACAACUACAUACAUACAUAUACACACACUCAACCACAGCAACAGCAACCCAUAAUAAAAUAUGAUAAUUGUAUAUUGAAUAAUUACAUCAAAUAUUAAAAGUAUUUAACUGAGCUUAUAAAAUUAAAAACAAAAAAACAAACCAAUUAAUAAAUAAAUUAAAAUGCCAAACAGAAAUGAGGAAAAACUAUUUGACAACUGUCUCGACUUCCGUUAUGAAAAGCAUAUAAAUAAAAAGUCUGAAAAAUAUAUAUACACACACAUUACGAGUAUAUACUUAAAUGCAUACAUAUAUAAUAUAAAAUAAAUGCCAAACAUUCACACGCGGCGUAUACACAAAGUGUAUAUACUUAAAACAAGCCGAUUUAACUGGUCCGAAUGAGAAACAAAAUGCAACAUCGCAAGUGAUGUGCUUGAAAUAUGCACAGAUAAAUUCUAUUGGCUAACAACAGAUAAAUAGCAUCACAAUCAAUCAGCAACACACAGGACUAUUCUGAAUUUCAUUUUCAAAGAAGUGUUUUGAAAAUCAAUUAAAGUGAAAUAUAGCUAAUGCUUUCCAUUCAUCAUAGAUCAAGAAAAAUGCAACUGUUUCGAAAGUGAAAUUCAAAAUGACGAUGUCAAUAAGUGCGUAUAUCUUAAAUAAUAUUCCUGCGACAAUUAAAACGAGACAACCGUAACUUGUUUGUAAAUAGAACGAAACUCUUGGAAAAAAAAUAAAUUCUUGUUUUAUUACCUUUGAAUUGUAUAUGACAAUUAAUUGUAUAAAGUUAAUACACACCACAUUUACAAAAGCGUUCUUAACCCGAAUGUGUAGUGUAUAAGGCUUGCUUGCUUUGUUCCAUGUGUGCAUUUCUAAGAUAAUUUUCGACACUAUUUGGUUGCUGUGUGUUUGGCAUGGCCACCUGCCUCUGAGGUAAAUCGCGAUUGGUCCUCAUGCCAAGCACAUUCUGAUUUACCUACACCUAGAACAAUUUAAUGUUUAAAUAGCAAAUGAAAGAAAACAACAUUUUAGCUAAACAACUUUUUGUUAUAGUUUUAGACAAUCAACUUAAAACAUUAUUUAUAAAUCAAAAUGAAAACAAAAAUUAAAAAUAAAAAAAAAAAAAACAAUGACAAGUAAAUGGCGUAACUUUUCUGUGAAUAAAUUUAACUUAAUAACGUAAAUGCAUAUUUAAAUUACAAUCGCAUCUGAAUUGUGUAUAGAAAAAAAAGAACUAUUAAGUGGGCUUUAAAAAUUUGUUGAAUUUAAAGCCACAAUUAAUCGUAAAUUAAUAACAAAUUACACAAAAAAGAAAAAAAAACAAGAGAAAAUAAUCGAUAGGAAGUAAAAGCAAAAUUAAAUUUCAACUACCAUUUUUGUAAAUUGUUUCACUUGGGAAAAUCGACACGCUAAAAAAAACAAAACAUUAAUGAAAAACCAAAAAAAAAGAAAGAAGAAAAAAAACAAAUUACAUAAAUAAAUAAUAUAACAAGAACGUACCAACUAUGCAAACUCGAAGGCAAUUCGAGGAAAAGUCAAAUACAUAGACGUGUAUAUGCUCUCAUUGGUUGUGUUUUUAGGUUAUAAUCAAACAGGCUUGUGCGUGUGUGUGCGUGUAUGUGUGUACAUGUAUGCGCAAGCACGAGCAAACAAUCGGUCAUUCAAUCAGUCAGUCAGUUAGUCAGUCGGUUAGUCGGUCAGUCGAUCAUUCAGUACAAUUCGAAUUCAUAAUUGUACAGUUCAUUUGCACAUUCAAAAUAUAACUUAUGUAUGUAAUUAAUUACGAAAAUUAAAUUAAACAAUGAACAAAAUGAACACACAUCGUGUUUAAGUGUAAAUUAUGCCAAUAAUGUCAAACAUUUUCAAUUUGCCUUUUUAAAACGCGUUUUACUUUUACGUUUUAGGUUAUAGCUAAAGGUUUAAAGGGCUUCAUGUGGAAAAAAAACUAAAAACCAAAAAAAAAAAAAGAGAAACACAAAAAUUCAACAGAAAAACCCAAUUGAAAAA